This is a messenger RNA of Trachemys scripta elegans, 3795 nucleotides long. It is a transcript of the gene PICALM, whose product is annotated as phosphatidylinositol binding clathrin assembly protein. Gene Ontology annotation, biological process: clathrin coat assembly; synaptic vesicle budding from presynaptic endocytic zone membrane; clathrin-dependent endocytosis. The record is from RefSeq and is a predicted model, not a curated record. The transcript is spliced from 23 exons. Gene Ontology annotation, molecular function: phosphatidylinositol-4,5-bisphosphate binding; clathrin heavy chain binding; SNARE binding. NCBI's taxonomy places the organism in Eukaryota, Metazoa, Chordata, Testudines, Emydidae. The coding region runs from base 235 to 2439 and encodes 734 amino acids. Gene Ontology annotation, cellular component: extrinsic component of presynaptic endocytic zone membrane; synaptic vesicle; clathrin-coated vesicle.
UGCGGCCGCCAUUUUCCUGCGGCGCCCAGUGAGCGUGUGUCCCCCGACCCCGGCCGAGCGGAAGGAGCGAAGGGCGGGGGCGGGGGGCAGGAGGAGGGGUCGCUGCCCGGGUGACAGGGCCGUCCCCGGGGGCGGAGCGCAGCGCAGCUGCCCGCGGCGGGGCAGAGCGACGUGUCUGAGCGGGUCCGUCCCUCUGUCCCGUCCCAGCCCGGCGCCGCGCGGCCCCGCAGCACCAUGUCCGGCCAGAGCCUCACCGACCGCAUCACGGCGGCGCAGCACAGCGUGACCGGCUCGGCCGUCUCCAAGAUCGUCUGCAAAGCCACGACCCACGAAGUUAUGGGCCCCAAGAAGAAGCACCUGGACUACUUAAUCCAGUGCACAAAUGAGAUGAAUGUAAACAUCCCCCAGCUGGCGGACAGCUUAUUUGAAAGAACUACCAAUAGUAGCUGGGUGGUGGUCUUCAAGUCCCUCAUCACAACUCACCAUCUAAUGGUGUAUGGAAAUGAGCGUUUUAUCCAGUAUCUAGCUUCCAGAAACACACUGUUUAAUUUGAGCAAUUUCCUAGACAAAAGUGGAUUGCAAGGGUAUGACAUGUCCACAUUUAUCAGACGGUAUAGUAGGUAUCUGAAUGAAAAAGCAGUUUCUUACAGACAAGUGGCUUUUGACUUCACCAAAGUAAAAAGAGGGGCUGAUGGAGUCAUGAGAACAAUGAACACAGAAAAACUCCUUAAAACUGUACCAAUUAUACAAAAUCAGAUGGAUGCACUUCUUGACUUCAAUGUCAAUAGCAACGAGCUUACAAAUGGUAUAAUAAAUGCUGCCUUCAUGCUCCUCUUCAAAGAUGCCAUUAGACUCUUUGCAGCAUAUAAUGAAGGAAUUAUUAACCUUCUGGAAAAAUACUUUGACAUGAAAAAAAACCAGUGCAAAGAAGGCCUUGACAUAUAUAAGAAGUUUCUCACUAGAAUGACAAGGAUCUCAGAGUUCCUCAAAGUUGCAGAGCAAGUUGGAAUCGACAGAGGAGACAUACCAGAUCUUUCUCAGGCACCAAGCAGUCUUCUUGAUGCUUUGGAACAACAUUUAGCCUCUUUAGAAGGAAAGAAAAUCAAAGACUCCACAGCUGCAAGCAGGGCUACCACACUUUCCAAUGCAGUCUCUUCCCUUGCAAGCACUGGCCUGUCUCUCACCAAAGUGGAUGAAAGGGAAAAACAAGCUGCAUUAGAGGAAGAGCAAGCUCGUUUAAAAGCUUUAAAGGAACAACGUCUAAAAGAACUUGCAAAGAAACCUCAUACCUCUUUAACGACAGCAGCCUCUCCCGUGUCUACUGCAGCGGGAAGCAUAAUGACCACCCCCGCCAUUGAUAUUUUUUCCACCCCUAGCUCUUCGAACAGCACAUCAAAUCUGCCAAAUGAUCUACUUGAUUUGCAGCCAACCUUUCAUCCAUCUGUACAUCCUAUAUCCACUGGGCCACAAGUAGGAGGUACAUGGGGAGAUCCAUUCUCUGCUACUGUUGAUGCUGUUGAUGAUGCCAUUCCAAGCCUAAAUCCUUUCCUCACCAAAACUAAUGAUGCUGUUCAUCUGUCUGUUGUAUCUUCUGAUGUAUCUACUUUCACCACUAGGACACCCACCCAUGAAAUAUUUGUUGAUUCAUUUUGUGGCCCUCAAGCUUAUCCUAAUGCUUCUCAUUUCCGCAAUGAGCCCUCUACUGUAGCUGGUCUAUUUGGAGGGUUCACUCCUUCUCCUGUUGCUCAACCACAGCCCGUAGCUGGCCUUAAUGUUGACUUUGAGUCUGUGUUUGGAAACAAAUCUUCUAAUGUCGUCGUAGAUUCUGGUGGCUUUGAUGAAUUAGGUGGACUCCUAAAACCAACAGUGACCUCUCAAAACCAGAAUCUUCUGGUUGCCAAGCUGCCACCUAACAAGUUAGUAUCAGAUGAUCUGGAUUCAUCCUUAGCCAACCUUGUAGGCAAUUUGGGCAUUGGAAAUGGAACUACUAAAAAUGAUGUAAAUUGGACUCAGCCAGGCGAAAAGAAAUUAACUGGUGGUUCCAACUGGCAGCCCAAGGUUGCACCCACAACUGCAUGGAAUGCUCCAACAAUUAUUUGGAAAGAGAAACAAUAUCUCUCUUCAGGUCAUCUACCUGCUCUCAUUUUGGGUGGCAGCUGCCAACUCAGAUCUUGUAUGCAGGCACCGCCUGUAAUGGCCUAUCCUGCUACAACACCAACAGGAAUGAUGGGCUAUGGAAUGCCAACACAGAUGGGAGGUGUACCAGUAAUGACACAACCAACUUUAAUAUACAGCCAACCUAUCAUGAGACCACCAAACCCUUUUGGCCCCGUUUCAGGAGGACAGCUGUCUGCAGCAUCCAGCCCUUCCAGUCAGAGUCCUCACAGAGCCUCAGGAAAGGAUCCCUUUGCAGAGCUCUCUCUCCAGGAUUUCUUGUAAAACAACUUAGAUACAGUUUAUGUAAUCACGCCAGAUGAGAAAGGAACAGCUCCCAAAAGACACGUGCUCAACAGCAAACCCCCUACUUCCAGCAAAAUCCAAAUUGCUGUAUUUUAACUCCUCUUCCUUUAAAAUGAUGCAGGAAAAUCAUGAAGGCCCACAAAGGAAACUGGGACGACUCUUUAGGAAAGUGUCAAUACAUGAUAUAAAGCCAAGAAUUCCCCUGAUUUAAGAUGUUCUUUUCUGGUGACUAAUGCGUCAGUACUUUCAACUCCUAUUAAUAUCCAUAAUCAGUAACAUACAAAGAGAAGCUCUUAUUCUGAAAUUGUAAGAUUUGUAUUUGGAAAUGCUGUGGGGAAUGAAGAUGAGUGUCCUUUAUCAUAACUCAAAACAAGAUUUUCUUUGGGGGAUCAGAUCCUAACUCUUACUUCUGCAGUUAUCUUUUCUUCAGUCCUCACAAAUGUAGACACAGCAAUGAAAAUUAACUUUUCUUUAAAAAAAAAAUUAUAUAUUCAGUUUGCAGUAGACAUUCCUUAUGUAUUGUUUGUAUUUAUUUAUGAUUAUCAAUUUAAGUAACAUUAAUAUUGUAUCAAACUCCUUAUGAAAAUGAGUAUGGAUGUAUACAGUAUGUCUGAUUUUUUUAUCCACAAUAAUGAUUUUGAUUCAAAAUGCUUUUCAGCUGACAUAUAGAGCACUAACUAUUUUAAAGGCCUGAAUCUUAUGAAUUCUCAGUCUGUAUGGGAAUUAGGAAAGUUAUAAAAUGCAUUAAUCCUUUAUAGUCAAUUCUGUGCCUAGGAUUUUGCAAGGGAACAGUUAACUGACAAGGAGAAGCACUACAUUUUUAAUUCAGCAUUAGUGCAUUGGGAAGGAACUUUAUUGCUUUGUGCUUGGCAUGUCAUUAUUUUACAUUUGACAUAAGGCCUUUCCAGAAUGAAUGUGAGGAAUUGCUUUCACUUUAAGACUUUCCUUUUCUUUAAAAACUCUAGGAGGUAUUAUGUGAAAAAAGCCUUGAUUUUCAUUUGGCUAGUGCCAUGUUUAUGAUCAUGUACCUUUAAAAAAAAAAUAAAAAUAAAUAAGGGAAGUAGCAUCUUUACAAAUGACUAGCAAGAAUUUAGUUAAUGAAGAAUUAAAGCAGCACUGUUGAUCGGUGCUUUGCGUAAAUACAUCGUAACUUUUGGGUCGAAAGGGGCCUUCAGAAGGAUAGUCAAUGAUAUGAAAGCAAUUCUGUACAUGAAUGAAGCAUACUUGCUGCAUUGUCUCUGCAGAUUCUAUUUUUGUUUAAAAUAUUAAAAUGUAUGUUAGCAAAAAUGGGUGGAUUUUCAAAUAAAAUGCAGCUUCCACAGAACUUUUGUUACA